This is a messenger RNA of Biomphalaria glabrata, 3573 nucleotides long. Its product is annotated as MFS-type transporter SLC18B1-like. The coding region runs from base 479 to 1942 and encodes 487 amino acids. NCBI's taxonomy places the organism in Eukaryota, Metazoa, Mollusca, Gastropoda, Planorbidae. The transcript is spliced from 15 exons. The record is from RefSeq and is a predicted model, not a curated record. Gene Ontology annotation, biological process: transmembrane transport. Gene Ontology annotation, molecular function: transmembrane transporter activity.
UGUUAGUGUUAGUGUUGUUAUAGAAUACUAGAUCUAGAUCUAUGCCGCACUAUGGCCUAUUUCUGAGAUGUUCAUGAUGUUGUAAUCUAAAGAUUGUAGACAGACCGGUAUCUUUGUUUAUGAUGAAAGAACAAAUUCUUACAUAGAACUAGCUUGAAACAGAGUCUAGAUCUAGAUCUAUGGAUUGAUCUACUGAGUGUUCUCAUCGAGCACACACUCAGAGUCACAGAGGACACUUCACUAAUUUAGUCAAUUAGAAUCUAACUAAUAAUAACUAAUUAACUCAAUUAGACUCAAUUUAUACUAUUUUUUAGUCUAAAAUUAGUAAAAUUGGAUUUUGAUUAAGACAAAGAGUGACUAGAAAACUAGAUCUAAGUGGUGUUGGAUUUAUGAUUUGGAUAGAAAACAUAAAUUAGAUCUAGUAAUCUAGUAGUUAGAGUAGUAAGUGUCAUCUAUAGUAAGAACUAUUACAUCUGUUAUGGCAAACAAUGUCAAUGAAGCUACACCAUUAUUAUCAUCAGAUUUGAAAAACUUAGAACAUCACAAAAAUGUCUCUUCUUCACUAGAAUGCCAAAUUUCUGUGAUAAGAGAGACCUCACCGUCCCAUGAUAAAAGUACAACUGAACUUGAUAAUAAGGCUGAGGACAAAUUUAAAUUAUGGGCUUUGUCCCACAGAAAGAAAAUGGUUGUUUUUUCCUUAGUGCUUUCCAAUUUUUUGGUUGGAUGCUGUUUCUCAUUAUUGGCACCUUUUUAUCCACAAGAGGCAGAGAAGAAAGAUGUUUCCAAUUUAGUGACAGGUUUCAUUUUUAGCAGUUUUGAGCUCACAAUAUUUGUCUCGUCCCCAGUUUUUGGAAACUUUAUGACUAGAAUUGGUCCAAGAUUCAUGUUAAUAGCCGGGCUUUUAACUGCUGGUUCCUGUGCAGUUUUAUUUGGAACUCUAGAUAGAUGUCCUCCUGGCACACCUUUUAUCAUCAUCUCCUUUGCUUGUCGAUGUGUUGAAGCUCUUGGUUUUUCGGCCUUCAUUACUUCAGGGUUUGCCAUAAUUUCCAGUGAGUUUCCAAAAAAUGUUGGCACAGUAUUUGCGUUGUUAGAAACUGCUGAUGGCAUUGGGCUAAUGGUUGGACCUGCAUUAGGGGGCGCUCUGUAUGAGCUUGGUGGUUAUGGUCUGGGAUUUUAUGUGCUUGGUGGAUUGACACUGGCAACUGGUGGCAUUAUGAUAUUUCUGCUACCUGAAACACAAGAUGCUCACCAGGAGAGGAAAGGGAAAGUUUUGACCUUGUUGAAAAGUCCAUUUAUCUGGUUCUCAGUCUUCAGUAUAGCUGUGGCUUCACUAGGAAUAAUGUUUCUAGAUCCAACAUUUUCCAAGCACUUGAAACAGUUUGAUUUGUCACCAGCUUUAAUUGGCCUAAUAUUUGUUAUUACUCCAGGUCUAUAUGGAUUGACUUCCCCUUUCUGGGGUUACAUUAGCGAUACAAAGAAUAUGAAUGGUAGAUUGAUAUUUUUAGGAAACCUGAUGUGUGGGAUCUCUUAUCUUCUGAUAGGUCCAAGUCCUUAUUUGCCUUUUAUACCUGAAAAGCUUUGGGUUAUCAUAAUAGGAUUAGUCAUUCUUGGUACCUUUAUAUCUCUGUGCAUGGUUCCUACAUUGAACUGUUUACUUCAAGGAGCAGUAGAACUAGGGUUUGAAAACAACUUGGAUACAUAUGGCAUCAUUUCUGGUCUUUUUAAUUCUGCUUUUUGUCUUGGGUCUUUUACUGGCCCUAUGGUUGGUGGAGUACUCAUUGAUUACAUAGGAUUUAAUUAUGGAGCAACAGCUGUGAGUGGAAUACAUUUCUUUGCUGCGAUUGCUUGUUGCUUUUUCUUCAUAAGUCGUCACCUGAAACAACAUGCAAGAUUGGACAUCUCAGAAGACAUACUGCCAAGUUCUAGUAUACCUCAGACAUGAGAAUCAUGCUCAGACAAUUAGUUUUAAUCUACAAAACUUUGUUGUCAGAUUGUUCAGUUUUACAUUAUUAUUUACACUUGGGUGAAGUGGAUUACCUAAUAAAAUCUGCCAGUUCAACCUUAUUAAAUAAAAUGACACAUUCACUUUUGGUCACAAGUUUGUUGUCAUUAAUUUGCAGCUCAAUUUUAUUUUUGUGUCAAAUCCAUGUUCAAACUGUUUAUCUAAAAAGCUUGAAAAAGUGCACAGGAAGUGAUAGUUUUUGUUUUACACUUUCUCAGAAAUUGGUGCAUAGCUCUAGAAUUAGGAUUAGCACUAAAAUUAAGUUUCUGCUAGUUAAUUAUUCACACAUAUUGUUAUUGAUUAAAUAUACUUAUGUAGCAUUUUAUUAAACUAAAUUCAUGUAUAUAUUAAAACUAUCUAUACAACCAAGAUGCAAGUUUGCAUUUUUGUAAAGAACAUAUUGAUUUUGUGAUUAAUACAUAUUCUACACAUAAGCAAAAUUAUUGUCUCAAAUUUAGACAUUAGCAUUUGUACCUAUAAUUGUUGAAGUAUAUAAUUUUGUGGUUGUUUACAUAUACAAAUACUUGUUGGGUUAUUUAAUUAUGUGGCUGGUACAUAAUUUUUAUACCCCUAACAUGCCAGACCUUAAUAUUUUUCUUUCCAAAUGUGUGCCAUUUAAAUAAGUUUUGAAAUCCAAUUCUUUUUGUUAUAGUUUUUGUAACCAACCUGAUUGUACUUAGUUUGAAGUCAGAAUUGUAUUAUUAAAUGUAAUACACUAUUUUGUAAGAAGUGUUCAUGUCAAGCAAAGUGAACUUUGAUAGUUCAAGCUCAGAGAGAGAGAAAGGAAGUCAAGUCAGCAGAAGUGAAGGAAGUAUAAUCAAGUUGAAGUACAGUUAGUUGAGCUGAAGACAUUGGAAUUAAGUUAGUUGAUUGUAGUUGAGUUAGUUGUAUUAAGUGAAUACAGAGUUUGAAGUAGAGAAAUAAUUAUUAUGCAAUUAUCAUUCAGUUGAUAUUUAGUGCCAGAAUUGUGCCUUUAUUUUAUUUAUAUUGUCAAUAAGCAAGUUUCAGUCAUGACUCAUUUAUAUUUGGUAGUUACAUUUGGUAGUCAGAAUUAAAGUAUACAUAUGGUGACAUUUUCAAUAUUUUUUAAAGGUUUAAACAAAGAGACUUAUAGUCUACAGCUGUAAAAAUAUAUUUUUUUUGUAAUGCACAAAGAAGAAGCUGGCACAAUUAUUUUAAAAUUUUUUGCUUAAGAGAAACAUAUCUAAAAGCUAAAAUCUUACAACACAAGUGACAUUUCUAUAGAAUAACCAUGUCCAAAAGGUUGAACAUAUUUAUUGGCAAGAUUUUUAGUAGUUUGAAACAUUAUAUUGCUUUUUUUAUCCCUAUGAUGGGAAAUGUUACAAGAAAUGGAUCACUAUAUAAUCUGUGAUAAUUGUUAUUUUUUAAAAACUGGUUGUUUCUGUUACUUACAAUAUUAUGGAUUUAUAUAAAUUGUUGUUAUACAAUGAAAUUGAAAGUUUUUUUUUUUUUAAUGUAAAUUACUUAAAUAUUUUAAAAAAAAUAUUUUGUAAAAUAUUUCUUCCUUUCAUAAAAACUUAAGUGUUUAAUAAAUACAUUAUUUUUUCUUA